UCGUGUUUUAGACGUUGUUGAAUGUUGAAUCGAGGUGUAGCACGUGCUCAUAGAAUCGUAUUGCAAUUAUCAAUAGAGCUUUUUUUUUGUGCUAGUUUUGAAGCAAAAAAGUGAUAAGCAAUGUUCUUCCUUAUUGGCUUGGGGUUGGGUGAUCCAACUGAUGUGGGUGUUUUUGGCCAACAGAUUAUCAAAAAAUGUGAACGAGUUUAUUUAGAAGCAUAUACUUCAAUUUUAGUCAAUGGAACUGAGCCUUCUCUGGAAACCUAUUAUGGGAGAAAAAUCUUGAUAGCUGACCGAGAACAAGUGGAAGUUGGAGCUGGAGACCUGCUGCAGUCGGCUGAUGUGCAGGAUGUUGCGCUGCUGGUGGUGGGAGACCCUCUCAGUGCCACAACUCAUUCCGAUCUCAUGCUCAGAGCUCAAGCUUUGGGCAUCCCAGUCCAGGUUUUAAGUAAUGCUUCAGUGCUGACCUCUGCUGCAACAACUGGGCUCAAAUUGGAGCGCCUUGGAGAAGUUGUGUCCAUUCCAUACUGGGAAGAAAACUGGCAGCCUGAAAGCUUUUAUGACAAAAUAUGCACCAACCUCAAGCAUGGCUUGCACACUCUUUGCCUUCUUGACAUUAAAGUCAAAGAGCAAACCGUUGAAAACAUCAUAAAGAACCGGAAAUUGUUUGAACCUCCUCGCUUCAUGCGCACCCACGAAGCUGCCAAGCAGCUGCUGGCCAUCAUAGAGAAGAGAGAGCAGCAGGAUAAUUCCUGUACAGAAGGCACACUCCGUCGUGACACUACCUGCAUUGCCUGUGUUAGGCUGGGUACUGAGCGCCAAAAAAAUCUCGUCAUGACACUGCAAGAAUCAGCUGAAGCUGACCUAGGCGAGCCUUUGCACUCAAUGGUGGUUUGUGCCCCCCUGAGCGACGCGGAGACACGUGACGCGGCUGCUCUGGCUUCCUGGUAUCAAGGAGCCACAAAACCUGCGUCUUCUUGUGCUGGACGCCUCCAUCUUAUAGGAAUGGGCUUAACAAUCUCUGAUAUCACCGUUAAGGGUGUAGAAAUUUUGCUCAAAACCAAUCAUGUGUUCCUUGACAAAGCAUCUAGACAAAUUUUGAACGUGUUGUUAGGCUCGAGGAGCAUUCGAGAAAUUUUCUCAGAUGUUUUCAACCCUGAUGAAUUGGAUCGUUUGGAUGCUGCUUUUGAUGUGAACAAACCAAGUGUGAGUGCGAGCGAUUGUGAAGACGUUUUAGCAUUACUCAAAAGCGGAGAGGAUGUGACGAUUAUGAUUUGGGGAGAUCCUCUGGCCCUCACUGAAUAUACUUCUCUACUCACGCGGCUAGUAGAUUGCAACAUCCCAUUUUCAGUCGUGCACAACGCGUCUCUAAUUAAUUCUGUGGCAUCAUGUGGGCUGCAGCUAUAUUCAUUUGGGGAGGUCAUCCGCCUUCCAGAGUCUGGAUCAAUUUAUGACCCACACUCGUUACCUGAUGUACCCGUGUUUUACAAGAAACUCAUGAGCAACAUUAGCGUUGGUUGGCACAGUUUGUGCAUUUUGCAUCGUGAGGGUAAUGAUAAAUUGUCACAAUGGACUCCGUGUGAAGUUGCUCGCCUAUUGUUGAAACUUUCAUCUGUCAUCGAAUCGUCCAAAAUAGAUGGUGCCUGUCGUGUUGUGAUAGGCAAGAUGCCGACACGUGGACAACCAAUAUAUUAUAACACCAACCUUCAGGAUCUAGCUAAUGCGGAUAUAUUUCGUAGUGAGACAGCGUUGUACGCUCUUAUCGUGUUGGGCCACACACACCCUCUUGAAGAAGAGUGCUUAGCUGCUCUGACUAAACCAAUUUCUAUCUCGUAGAAUGCCCAGUAAACACGAGUUGAAUUGGA
Hyalella azteca is the source of this 1865-nucleotide messenger RNA. RefSeq lists its product as uncharacterized. Gene Ontology annotation, biological process: protein histidyl modification to diphthamide. Gene Ontology annotation, molecular function: diphthine synthase activity. The coding region runs from base 121 to 1836 and encodes 571 amino acids. The transcript has 5 exons. NCBI's taxonomy places the organism in Eukaryota, Metazoa, Arthropoda, Malacostraca, Amphipoda, Hyalellidae. The record is from RefSeq and is a predicted model, not a curated record.